AUGUACGAAUACCGUACAGUGGACUUAGCCGUGGACUCUGCGCUGGCUGCUAAAGCCGGGGCCUUUGCGACCGCUUUCGAGUACACCGACGAACAGGCCACCACCCCCACAGCUGCAUCCCGACUCCGCGGUCGGGGGAGCAUCUCGCAGCAAUCCGACCGUUUCACUCAAUCCCCCCUGAAAAUGGCCACCGGAUAUGCGGUCAGCCCUGAGCCGCCUGCACUGUUCGUGCGGGCGAUGUACGAUUACGAUGCCGACGAUCACACAAGUUUGAGCUUUCGCCGGGGCGACAUCAUUCAGGUCCUUAACCAGCUGGACACUGGAUGGUGGGAUGGAGUCAUUGAUAAUGUCCGUGGUUGGUUCCCCAGUAACUACUGUACCAUCAUCUCAGAGGCGGACGACUUCGGUGAGCACAUGUUACAGGCACAAGAAGAGGAGGACAUGAGCGCAGAAUCGGCACCCGAAGAAGAUUACGGGAAUGGACAUGACGAAGACGACGAGCUGGACUCGGAGGGUAAUCCGCGCGACUCGCUGCCCAUCCUACCGAUCGAAGGUAUUCCGGCGCAACAGGAGCAAGAAGAGGCCGCAUUUUGGAUCCCGCAGGCGACCCCGGACGGCCGUCUCUUUUAUUUCAACACUCUGACCGGAUACUCGACUAUGGAGUUGCCAUUUGAGAACCCCACCGGUGCGAACGAAAAUGGCCCUCGAGACCGAACCAACUUUUUCGUCCCUGACCAGACACGGCCGCCUCCUGAGUUGAUGGCGCGUGGAUUUGAGAGGGACGAAGAUGAGUACGACGGCUCUGCAUCGGAGGCAGAAGGAGAGUCGCUGAUGCUGACUUCCCGUGACUCUAUUUCUCGUCGUCGUCAGUCCUUGGUGGACGGGGUCUCGCCUGCUACCUCCAUGGAUUCAUUAUAUCCUCCAGGGCCAAAGGAUUUCAAACCUUCGCAAAUGAGCAAGAGCCCUCAGCCAUCAUUCAGCAGCGCCGGAGGCACCAGUGCCAACACUUCUGUCGCCGAAAUCAUCUCCCGACCUUCAAUCUCUUCAAACACGCCCUUGCACUUCGUAGAUGACGGCUUUAUCCCGCCUGUGGCUUGGCCCACGUUGGUUGAUAACAUGCGUUUUGCUGUCGAAGGCUACCGUCAGACUCUCCUUUCUGGCGAACGUUCAGAGUAUGUAAGAAAGGCCGAGGAUAUUUCUGAUCACUUGCGCAUGCUUUUGGCCGCUGGGUCGGAUACUACCGACAAUCAUUCCGGCAAUCCGUCUAUCAUCUCCACCAACAAAGCGCUCUAUCCCUACUUCCGAGACAUGAUGUCAAAAUUCUCGAAAUUGGUUCUAUCAUCACAUAUCGCCGCCGCCGACUGGCCUGGCUCUGAUUCAGUUAACAAGUGCCUUCAAGAAGCCGAUGGUGUCAUGCAAGGAGUGUACGGUUAUGUUGAUGUUGCCCGCCAGCAAUGCGGGGAUAACAUUAACAGGAUCGUUCCUGGCUUUGUCAGUGGUAGCUCUUGCGGUGGCAGCUGGCAAAACAAUGGAGUUUCUUUGAAUGCAGCUGGCCCCACAUCUUUCCUCGUCCCCGAGGGGGGUGAUUCACGAACUGAGCCGUCUGUUUCUCUGGACUCUGCCCUUUUGGAUCAUAUUGACAUCCAAAGGAGGUCAUUUGUGGGUUGUAUUCGUCGACUAGAAGAGCGAUUGAUAGUGAACCAAAAGAUCGUCACCGUGAGCGAGCAUGCAGAGAUCGCGGAUGCUGUCUCAGCCGCUGCAAUCAAGGUUGUUGAGCAGUUCCGUCCGUGGAUCUCAACUGUGGAGUCGAUCAACCUCGUGCCCCUCGGCACCAGCUUCCAGAAUCCUCAACUGGUGGAUUUCAGCUUGCAGAAGCAACGGGUUUAUGAUGGCAUUGGCGACUUCAUCUUGAGUUGCCAAGCAGUCUCUGCUCCUCUUCCUGAUGAGUGGGCCGAGCUUCGAGGUGAUUCUCUUGAUGACCGAAUCACUGCUGUGCGAAGUGUGGCUAAGCAAGUGGAAAAUUAUGUCUCUCAGAUUGGCUUUUCGCUAUCUCUGCUUCUUGAACAAAUCCCUGAUGAUCAAUCGUCCGUUACUCGAGUCGAUAGUCGCCUAGAAGAGGAGGAUGAGUCGCUUAGCAAGACUAGCCACAGUCGCAGUGAAUCCAAAGCCAAUAUCUCCUCAGAGUCCAUUGGCAUCCCAUCUUCCUAUGCCCCCGGAAAGGAACCUGGGAAGGUGCGCCGCAACAUGGACAAGGCUCAGAGGUUCUUUGGACAAGCGCCACCUACAACCGUCACCCGUGAGCCGGUUCAGCAAGAGCCCGUAAGAGAACCUGAAGAGACCCCGUGGUUCCUGAAGAUGGACCACGAGGCCGAAGUGUUCUACGAUACUAAGAGUGACUCUCCUAUUCUCAAAUGUGGAACACUUUCGGGCUUGGUCGAGCACCUUACACGCCAUGACAAGCUUGAUGCAUCCUUCAACAACACUUUCCUCCUUACCUAUCGCUCCUUUACAACUGCCUGCGAACUUUUUGAGUUGAUUGUGCAGCGCUUUAACAUUCAGCCUCCCUUCGGCUUGAAUGCCGAUGACAUGCAAAUGUGGGUCGAUCGCAAACAGAAGCCUAUCAGAUUCCGGGUGGUCAAUAUCCUUAAAAGUUGGUUUGAUCACUUUUGGAUGGAACCUAAUGAUGAAGUGAAUAUGGAUCUCUUGCGUCGUGUACAUGCUUUCACCAAGGACUCCAUUGCCACAACUAAGACUCCGGGUUGUCCUACUCUCCUUGCUGUCAUUGAACAGCGACUUCGCGGUCAAGACACAACUGUGAAGCGCCUUGUUCCAACCCAGAGCAAUUCCGCCCCGCCAUCUAUCAUCCCGAAGAACAUGAAAAAGUUGAAGUUCCUUGAUAUCGAUCCCACCGAGUUUGCCCGACAGUUGACUAUCAUUGAGUCUCGCCUUUACUCAAAGAUCCGGCCUACCGAGUGCUUGAAUAAGACUUGGCAGAAGAAGGUUGGCCCGGAUGAGCCCGAGCCAGCUUCUAAUGUCAAGGCUUUGAUUCUUCACUCGAACCAGCUGACCAACUGGGUCGCUGAAAUGAUCUUGACACAAGGCGAUGUCAAGAAGCGCGUGGUGGUCAUCAAGCACUUCGUCAAUGUCGCUGAUAAAUGUCGCGCCCUCAACAACUACUCCACCCUCACAUCCAUCAUAUCCGCCCUUGGAACAGCUCCUAUUCAUCGGCUGGGCCGCACAUGGGGUCAGGUCAGCGGCCGCACUUCUGCAAUUCUAGAGCAAAUGCGCCGACUGAUGGCCAGCACGAAGAACUUUGGCGAGUAUCGUGAAACCCUGCAUCUUGCCAACCCUCCCUGUAUUCCAUUCUUCGGUGUCUAUCUCACGGAUUUGACAUUUAUCGAAGAUGGUAUUCCAUCCCUUACGCCAUCAGAACUGAUCAACUUUAACAAACGGGCCAAGACUGCCGAGGUCAUCCGGGACAUUCAGCAAUACCAGAAUGUGCCCUAUCUGCUUUCGCCAGUCCCCGAACUUCAAGAUUAUAUUCUCAGUAAUCUACAAGCCGCUGGUGAUGUUCACGACAUGUACGACCGGAGUCUUGAAAUCGAACCUCGGGAGCGCGAAGACGAGAAGAUUGCAAGAUUGCUUUCUGAGUCAGGUUUCCUGUAG
Messenger RNA from Penicillium pulvis, 3666 nucleotides. RefSeq names its product putative cell division control protein Cdc25. Bases 1 to 3666 code for a protein of 1221 amino acids. The transcript has 3 exons. NCBI's taxonomy places the organism in Eukaryota, Fungi, Ascomycota, Eurotiomycetes, Eurotiales, Aspergillaceae. Gene Ontology annotation, biological process: Ras protein signal transduction; positive regulation of GTPase activity. Gene Ontology annotation, molecular function: guanyl-nucleotide exchange factor activity; protein binding. The record is from RefSeq and is a predicted model, not a curated record. Gene Ontology annotation, cellular component: plasma membrane.